GUCAAGCAAACACUGAGCCCUACAUUCUCAUUCAUUCAGUGCUCGACAGUCCUGCAGUGUUGAUGAGAGCACGUCUUCGACUAGUGCUUGCUUUUCAGCAUUCCGCACAACAAAAACCUACUUUUACUAUUCUCCAAGCAGAAUUAGAAGACUGAAAACCAUUGGAUAUAUAAUUAUUUUUCUUCAUAUCGUGAAUUAUUGUGCUUUCAAGAAUCCUAAAGCUUUUCCCUGCAAUUGUUACUCUGCUCUAGGACUAAUAAACUCGGUUGUCUGACCAGAUCGGUCUCAAACGCGCAACGUUUAGGCUAUUUGGUACCUAUUCCAUAGAAGCGUGGAUUUACCGUUUCUGGAGCACAUUGGUGUAAUGCACCAGAUUUUGAGAACGAAUAACGAAAGAAGAUACAACAUCUGUAUUUGGAUUUAACGCCAUCGUUACGAAUUUUAAGAGCUAAUUAAAAUACGCUUGGACUAUUUCCUUGGAUGGAGUUUUGGUAUAUUGGUUGAUGGAUUCGACGUUAUGGAUGGUUACAGAUGGGUUUUCCGAUGCAUGCCAAGUCCACGGUGAAUGUCGGAAGUGGUGAUCACCCCAGAUGGCGCUCCAAAGUCAACAUGGCCCUGGCGGUUCAUUAGUGGUGAUCCAGCAGCCUUCCCUGGAGGGCCGGCAGAGGUCGGAUUACGAGCGGGAGCUCCAACAUGCCGCCAUCCUUUCCCUGGACCAAAUCAAGGCCAUCCGAUCCAGCAACGAGUACACAGAAGGGCCCUCGGUGGUCCGGAGGCACCCUGCGCCCCGCAUGGUGCCCAGGCCCGACAAGCAGCAGGAGAGGACUCACGAGGUGAUCCUCGUCAAUGUGAACAACAACUACGAGCACCGGCCGGUAGGGCAGGGCCACCACGGUGGGGUGGUGGUAGUGGCCGGGGGCCAGCAGUGUAGCACCAGGGCCCCGGGCCUUAAUCGCUCCACCAGUACAGGCAGCGCGGCCAGCUCAGGGAGCAACAGCAGUGUAUCCUCUGAGCAGGGACUCCUGGCCCGUUCGCCUCCCUCUAGACAAGGGAUGGUGGCCCUCCACCAGCACCACCACAGAGCCGAGCGGACUCAGCCUGUUCGGACUCAGCCCAAGGUGCUGCUAGCCCCCCAGCAGGGCUCUCACCCGCUGCUGCCACUGGAGGCACCGCUCAAGCCCUCAGGGAAAGGGGACAUGGCGUCUGGCCACCAGUUCAUCUGCGAAUGCUGCGGGAAGUGCAAGUGCAGAGACUGCACAGCCCCAAGGACCCUGCCCUCGUGCCUGGCCUGCAACGGCCAGUGCCUGUGCUCGGCGGAGAGCGCCCUGGAGCAUGGCACGUGCAUGUGCCUGGUCAAGGGCAUCUUCUACCACUGUUCCAACGACGACGAGGGGGACUCGUGCGCCGACCACCCCUGCUCGCUGUCACGCUCCCACUGCUGCUCACGCUUCCUCUGCAUGGGAUUAUUGUCGGUACUGUUCCCCUGUUUGCUGUGCUACCCGCCCGUCAAGGGGUGCCUGAAGGCGUGCCAGGGCUGCUACGACCAAGUCAACAGGCCCGGGUGCCGCUGCAAGAACUCCAACACUGUCUAUUGCAAACUGGAGAGCUGGUCCCAACAGGCCCAGGAAAAGCCUUCCUGAUCCUCUGUGUGUGCGGGAAGAGGGGCGGGUAGUUGGUCCCCUGUGUGGUUCUGACUAUGAUAAUAAUGAUGAUGAUGAUAAGUCACUAUUACUAUUGAUGUUUAUCAAACAUUUUAAGCACCUCCCACCCACUUCCUUUCUCCAACAGGGAAUCCUGAUAGGAGUAAAGCACGGAAUAUGAAAACCACUCAAUUCUUUAUUUUUUGCAACAGGACCGUGUUUUUACAGACCAGUGUUUGUCUUCAAUGUUGUUGUUUUUUGUCAGUCUUCAGCUACUCCGUAACACUUGUUUAGAAAUAAUUUUCUGUUCGCUAGGCAGCGUUUCCCUGGUGCUUUAAGCUUCAAGUGAGAGCAGCCUCUUACCAAAUCUGUGAAGGACUAUCUAGCUAGGCAAUAUGUAGCUGUUACCACAUGUUCAUAGCAAACAAGGAUUGUUAGAAUUCCCAGUUGCUACCACACUCAGACCAUAGCUAGCUGGGUUUCUGUGCUCAAGUUGCAUUAUGGAAAGCACGUCCAUCUCAUAGUAUUCUGUUGGAUAUGUUUCUCCCCAUUCCCCACUCAUCGUUCACACGCAUUCUUUUUAUUUUUUUUUGUGUGUACAUUUUAUGCUCAAAUCCAUAAGAGGAAUCUGGCUUAUUUUUUUUAAAAAGGAAAAUGUAUUCUUUUUUUGUUGUAAAAAUAUUUAUUAUGUGAAGCUCUAUUUUAUGAUAUUUAUUGCAAAAGACAGUCUUAAAUUUACUCAUGUCUGAAUAUAACAAAAUAUCAAUACUUACUGAAAAAUUAAAGGGUGGCACAAAAGAAUAAACUAUGUUAACUUUAAUGCAGAAAAUAUAUUAAUUAAUGAAAAAAAAUGUUAUGUCUUG
Molecule: messenger RNA, 2503 nt
Organism: Coregonus clupeaformis (lake whitefish)
Lineage: Eukaryota; Metazoa; Chordata; Actinopteri; Salmoniformes; Salmonidae
Product: protein sprouty homolog 1
Exons: 2
Coding region: 591-1640 (349 amino acids)
Biological process (GO): negative regulation of fibroblast growth factor receptor signaling pathway; negative regulation of MAP kinase activity; multicellular organism development
Cellular component (GO): cytosol; membrane
Source: RefSeq, a predicted model, not a curated record